This is a messenger RNA of Monomorium pharaonis (pharaoh ant), 4452 nucleotides long. RefSeq names its product neuroendocrine convertase 2 (gene amon). Gene Ontology annotation, biological process: protein processing. NCBI's taxonomy places the organism in Eukaryota, Metazoa, Arthropoda, Insecta, Hymenoptera, Formicidae. The transcript has 12 exons. The record is from RefSeq and is a predicted model, not a curated record. Gene Ontology annotation, cellular component: trans-Golgi network; Golgi membrane. The coding region runs from base 331 to 2229 and encodes 632 amino acids. Gene Ontology annotation, molecular function: serine-type endopeptidase activity.
CGGCCGCACCGGCGCGAAGGGGUGGAAGGAGCUUCCUUUCUUCCUUCUUUUCCCCCCUUUUCGUUGAGCCGACCGCGCCGUGUGACUGGUGAACCUACUGUCACCCGCACGUCGCCUUCUCCUCCUCUUCCUCCUCAGUCCUCCGUCGUCGUCGCCACCUCCAUCGCUACCGUCAUCGCCACCACCGUCGCCACCGCCGCCACGAAGAUCGUAGUACCGUCGCGUACCUCGAGUAGCCGAGUACCACCUCGAGCGUCCAGUAUCCCCGAACCCGCGAAUGCGGAGUACGAGUACCUGGACGUACGACCACGCCGGCCGCCUCUCGUCACGAUGCUCCUACUCGCGGUGAUCGGGCUCUUCGUCCUCGCCGGCACGACCACCGCCGAGGUCUUUACCAACACGUUCCUGGUGAGGAUGCGGCAGCCAGCGGAACGGCAGACAGCCGAUCGCGUGGCGCUGAGGAACGGCUUCGUCAAUCUUGGACCGGUACUGGGCAGUCAGACGGAAUAUCACUUCGUACAUAAAACUCUGCCGCACGUACGGAGCAAACGGUCCGUGCCGCACAUGCGAAGAUUAAAGGUCGACCCUCUGGUGGCCACGGCGAUACAGCAGCCCGGUUUCAAGAGAGUGAAGAGGGGUUACAAUGACCUGAGCGUGGACAACCUCGUGCCGCCGCACGAAAUUAAGAAUCCGGCAAACAAGGACCCGACAGAUCCUUUUUUCAAAUACCAAUGGUAUCUGAAGAACAUUGGGCAGAAUGGCGGCAAACCGAAGCUGGAUCUGAACGUCGAGGCGGCCUGGGCCCAGGGUGUCACGGGGAAGAACGUAACGACGGCUAUAAUGGAUGACGGUGUCGAUUACAUGCAUCCGGAUCUUAAAUAUAAUUACAACGCGAAAGCCUCUUACGACUUCAGCAGUAACGACCCUUAUCCGUAUCCGAGAUACACCGACGACUGGUUUAACAGCCAUGGCACGAGGUGCGCCGGGGAGGUCGCGGCGGCGCGUGACAACGGGGUGUGCGGCGUCGGGGUGGCGUACGACUCGAAGAUCGCCGGCAUCCGGAUGCUGGACCAGCCCUACAUGACCGAUCUGAUCGAGGCAAACAGCAUGGGCCACGAGCCGCAUCUCAUCGACAUUUAUAGCGCCUCCUGGGGACCCACGGACGACGGGAAGACGGUGGACGGGCCGCGCAACGCGACCAUGAGGGCCAUCGUGCGCGGCGUUAAUGAGGGCAGAAAUGGAUUAGGUAACAUCUACGUCUGGGCGUCCGGGGACGGUGGAGAGGAGGACGACUGUAACUGCGACGGAUACGCCGCGAGCAUGUGGACCAUCAGUAUCAACAGUGCCAUCAACGACGGGCAGAACGCGCAUUACGACGAGAGCUGCUCCAGCACUUUGGCUUCCACCUUUAGCAACGGUGCCAAGGACCCUAAUACGGGGGUGGCUACCACAGAUUUGUAUGGAAAAUGCACAACUACUCAUAGCGGAACAUCCGCCGCGGCACCGGAAGCUGCGGGAGUGUUUGCUCUUGCUCUCGAAGCCAACCCGCAGCUGACCUGGCGAGACAUUCAACACUUGACCGUCCUAACUUCGAAAAGAAAUUCUCUGUUCGACGCGAAGGACAGAUUUCAUUGGACCAUGAACGGCGUCGGGCUCGAGUUCAAUCAUCUUUUCGGGUACGGCGUUCUGGAUGCGGGCGCUAUGGUGGCCCUGGCCAAAAAGUGGAAGACGGUACCGCCGAGAUAUCACUGCGAGGCUGGUACCACGUUCGAAAAACAGGAAGUCACGAGCGAUCGAUCCAUUCUCGUGAAGAUUAAAACGGACGCGUGCGCCGGCACGGAGUACGCCGUCAAUUAUUUGGAGCACGUGCAAGCCGUCAUUUCCGUAAAUGCAACUCGGCGCGGUGAUCUCGAGCUGUUCCUCACGUCCCCGAUGGGCACCAGAUCUAUGAUCUUGAGUCGCAGAGUAAACGAUGACGAUCACAGGGACGGAUUCACGAAGUGGCCAUUUAUGACGACGCACACGUGGGGGGAGUAUCCUCAGGGAACUUGGCUGCUGGAGGUGAGCUUCAACACUCAAACACCACAGCACGGAUGGCUGAAGGAAUGGACGCUGAUGCUCCACGGUACCAGGGAACCACCAUACACGGGACUGUCGACGGUGGACCCUCACUCCAAGCUGGCGAUCGUUAAGAAGGCUCACGAGGAGCGGAGAUUCAGCGCGAUCUAACGAUACCGAUGACCACAGUCCACGCGAUUAUCGCCGAUCUCAGCGAAGAAAAUGGGAAUAUUCCGAUCGGAAGAUGUUUACGCGAGCGCUCCUUUACCGCUUUCCUGAUUUCGCGCCGCGCAGCAUUAGGGAAUGUACCUCGGAUUUUUUCGGAUUCGGUUGCGCGUCGAUCGCAGCAUCAUCAAUCGUCAUCAUCAAUAUCAUCGUCACCCGUGCCAAUCUAUGUCGUCAUUCGUUACUCCAGCGCGGACGUUGAAUCUUGUAUUUGCACUCGCGUUUACCGAAUCAUUCUCUCUCUCUCUCUCUCUCUCUCUCUCUCUCUCUCUCUCUCUCUUUCUCUCUCUUUCUCUCUCUCUCUCUCUCUCUCUCUCUCUCUCUCUGAUUAUGACGUCAACUAGAUAAUUACACAUAUCACAUCAUUAAUAACCAAGCUUGUAUCGUGCGUUAAGAAUAUGUAUCUUUUUUAUACAAUUUUCACGCACUCUCUCAGCUCUUUUUUUUUCUAAACGCUUUGUUACCGAGGAGCAAUUAAAUACCAUUAGCAUCUAGCAAUCUAAAUGAAAAGAUGGUUUGUACCUUUCUGGGAAAUUCUGAUUAAAAGUAUGUGAAGUUUGAUAUAAUUAGACAUUUAUUUGUUACAUUAUAUCAUUUUCGAUUCUUUGUUAUAACGAAGACAGGUGCUAGGCACCGCGCAAGAGAAAAAAUGCGAAAAAAUUAAUUCACGCGUCUCUGGACGAUGAUUAAAAAGCGCGGUCUAGAAUAUUGCAAUCUCCGUUACAAUAAAUCCGAUAUUUAUUAUAUCUAUUAUUUUUAAUUAAUGUUAUUAAUAUUAUUGUUAUUAAUGCUAAGCUUACGAGCGAGAAGUAUUAUUUUGUUGAAAUUGUGUCCGCGUUGACAGCUAUCCGAAGAGUUCUCAAGUCGACGAUCGAGAAAGUUGAACCAUUAGGGGAACAAGAUGAAAACAAGAAAGGAAAAAUUUACUAUGUAUUACUCAAAUAGCGGAAUAAAAAUUCUUCUCUUCUGGCGGAGUGAUAAACUCAAAGCAUUUUAGCGUUUAACGAUCGUUAUCGAAUCGAUAGCGCCUGCGAGAGAGUAUUUCGGGAACAAGAGUUUCGUGCAAUCAUCGUCGUCCUCGCAGCUCGAUCAUUAGUGUCCGUCUUGUGCCAAUUAAAAUCUUAACUUCUUUUUAAUGGGAAACACGAUGAUGCAGGCGAGUCGGGUUUUAACCAAAGGCAGUGAUUACUUGUGAAAUUAUCUAUUAACAACGCCGUAAACUACACGAAUGAAGAACUACUUCUUCUUCUUCUUUCUGCGUAAUUAUUUCAUUUUUAAAUUUUAAUAAAGUUGGUUUAAGAAAGAAAUUAUCCGUAUCUCUUUUCUCUCUUUUUUUUUAUUAAUAUCUGCUUAUGUGUCAAUACGUUGCCCGGAGACUAUUUAUUUGACGACGGAAUUCUGGAGCAGCGUGCACAAUAUUGAAUGUAAUUAAAAGCCUCAUUUGUGCAAUUUUAACAGAAAGGACAGGGGGACACGCGAGGACGUCCGUGAAAGACGCGAGAACAUGAAAUACGGAUGCUAAACAAUCCGCAUGUGUAGAUGAUGUACCUUAGAACCGUAGCGAACAGAGAGUUUGAUCAUUACAUAAAUUAUAUAAAUAUAAAUGCAUAUAUAAAUAAGGUAUGUGUACAUGUGUAUGUGUAUGUACGUGUAGGAUGUUCCCGGGAAAAGGGGGCGGAUUAUCCGAAUAAUUUCAAGAGAAAUAUCUCAAUACGAAAAUGUCGAAGCUGUCGUGCUUCUAAAAUGGGGAAGCGAUUGCACGACGAUCGUGGUGUACGAAUUGGCUCUCAACGCUUCAUCGUUUAAGAAGUGACAUAACUUAUCACGUAUCGAGAUCACGUAUUGAGAAUUAUUCAAAGAAUCAACUAUUACGUGAAGUGACGCGAUCGCGAUGGAACACCCUGCGUAAAUAUAUACAUAUAUCCCACAUAUAUCUUAUAUACAGAGUGAGAUACGUCUAAUUUUGCGACCUAGACGAUCUCUAUUGUUCAAGGCACUUUUCGAUAACCGCAGAGGUAAACUGAGUCACGAAGUCGAGAGUAGCCCCGCCCUGUAUAUUUUAUAUAUGUACGUCUCAUUACAUAUAUCUUGCAGUUGAAAUGGAUUUAAUCAACUUUAUUGUGUAUACGUUAUAGGUGGAUGAAUAAAAUCUGUAUUUUUUGGCUGGCA